Molecule: messenger RNA, 2214 nt
Organism: Hydra vulgaris (swiftwater hydra)
Lineage: Eukaryota; Metazoa; Cnidaria; Hydrozoa; Anthoathecata; Hydridae
Product: zinc finger BED domain-containing protein 4-like
Biological process (GO): regulation of transcription by RNA polymerase II
Cellular component (GO): nucleus
Molecular function (GO): protein dimerization activity
Source: RefSeq, a predicted model, not a curated record
CUUAACGUAGAAUUAAAUUUAGAGAUAUUAUUAAAUUAGAAUUAAAGAAACAAUAAGUAAAGCAACGAAAAGUCCAAUCUGGGACUAUUUUGAUAUUCAUGAAAAGAAUCGCUCAAAAGCAAUUUGUAAAUUUUGCAAAAUGAAAAUAUCAAGAGGAGGAACAUCUGGAAAAAAAAUGACAACAUCUAAUUUAAGAGGGCACAUGUAAGCAAAACAUAUAAAAGUUUUCCAGAAAGUAGAAGAUCUAAAAUGUUUCAAAAAAAUUAACACAGAAGAAAAAAACGUUAUUGCAUCUACUUCAACCAGUUAAGAGAAUGAUAAUAGCAAAGUAUCCGUUAGCAACAGUGUUACAGUUAUUCUAGAUCAAAAACAUCGAUCUAAGCUUGAAGAAACUAUUAAUAAGCAUAGGAAAUGGACUUCAAGUGAACAAAGAGCUCAAAAAAAAACUAUGCUUAUCGGAGAAAUGAUAUGUGUAGACAUUCAGCCGUAUUCUUUAGUUACAGAUCAAGGAUUUAAAAAACUAAUUAUGCAUAUUGAACCAAGGUAUACCGUGCCCUCUAGAAAACAUAUAACUGAAACAGAUGUUCCUUAAAUUUAUGAAAAAAUGAAAAUACAAAUUAUGAAUGAUGUAGCAAAAGCAGAUUUUUUGAGUUUUACCACUGACGGAUGGACUACACAUUACAAUGAUCUAAGCUUUUAUUCAUUAACAGGAUAAACUCAGAGUUUAAUUCUAUGACAGCUGUGCUACAACUUAAAAAAAUAACAGGCUCUCAUACAGGUGUAAAGAUAUCAAAAUUUCUAAAAGACUCUUUAAAUGAAUGGAAAAUACCAACUAGCAAAGUGUACUUUGUCCUGUCUGACAAUGCUGCUAAUAUGAAAUUAGCCAUAAAAGAAGCUGGUUUAGAAAAAAAUUAUCUAAGUUGUGUAAUCCACACUCUUCAGCUUUGUGUAACCGAUAAGCUUUUCAAACAGCAUACAGUUGUAAAUGAUCUUACAGCUAAGUCUAGAAAAAUUGUCACACAUUUUCAUCAUUCACCGUCUUCCAUGGAUAUGCAACAUGAAAUGCAACAACAGCUAAAGUUACCCCAACAUUCACUUAUACAAGAUGUAGCAACAUUAUAGAACUCGACAUUUUACAUGCUAGAAAGACUAGUUGAACAAAAAACUUCACUAGCUUUAUUUUUUAUUAGAAAUCAAAAGUGUUAUGCUUUUAAUCUUAAUGAAGACCAAUGUCUCAAUUAGCUGAGACGCUUAUCUUAGUUUUAAAGCAUUUUGAGGUGGCUACACUAGAGAUGAGUGAAAAUAGGGCAUCAGUGUCUCAAAUUAUUCCAUUUAUAGUUUCAAUAGAAGCGUACCUAGCCUAUGCUUAAGAAAAUGCAGGUAAAAUAAAAACUAUAAUAGAAGAGUUGAAAAAAGAUUUUAUCUCAAGGUUUUCCAGCUAUAAAUAUAACAAAAACUUGAACAUGUCUUCAGUUUUAGAUCCAAGAUUCAAACUUAGUUAUGCCAUAUCAGAUGAGGAGAAAGACACAAGAAAAUCAAAUAUUCAAGAGAAAUACAUGAACCUAAAUAAAACUGAUAUUACAGAUUGCCUUUUAACUACCGACAACUUAACUCAAUCAGAUAAUGAAACAAACACUUCAUUUGAAUCAACCCAAGAACCUAGCUCUCCACUCAAAAAAUUAAAAAUGGCAGAAAACAUAUACAAUUUUUAUCAAGUUUCAAAAGCACCUCUUGACACUGAAUUAACAAAAUCAACAAAAGUAAAGAACUGUAAAAAACUUUCAACAGAGGCACAAAUUUAUUUAGAGAAAAAGGAAAAAAUAACUGAUGAAAUAAACUUUUACUUAUCACUGCCUAAUCUGCAUCAAAAAGAAUGUCCAUAUAAAUGGUGGGGAAAUUACAAAAAUACAUGUAUAAAGAAACACUCUAGUAGCAAUAAUAUUUUAGACCUCUCAUACCUUGCAAAAAAAUGUUUAGGAGCUCCGCCUUCUUCUGUGUUCAGUGAAAGAUUGUUUAGAACUGGGGGAAAUAUUUAUGAAUUGACACGGUCCCGACUAACUGCAGAACAUGGAGAAAAUCUAGCAUUUGUGCAUGGGAAUUGGAAAUUUUUUGGAGAAACGGAAGCAAAAAAAUAGAUUCACAAUUUUAUAUAACAUAUUUUUUUACUUUUCAUAACAUAAUAAAAAUUUAUAUUUAUUUUUAACAUGACGCAAG